Sphaeramia orbicularis (orbiculate cardinalfish) is the source of this 3311-nucleotide messenger RNA. RefSeq names its product dimethylglycine dehydrogenase (gene dmgdh). Gene Ontology annotation, molecular function: protein binding. Lineage: Eukaryota; Metazoa; Chordata; Actinopteri; Kurtiformes; Apogonidae. The transcript has 16 exons. Gene Ontology annotation, cellular component: mitochondrion. The coding region runs from base 88 to 2700 and encodes 870 amino acids. The record is from RefSeq and is a predicted model, not a curated record.
UAUACACAACUGUACCAGGCUGGAGUCAGAGGGGCUGGUUAUGCUUUAACUUAAGUAUAUAUUAUUUUUAACGACAUUACAUCUAUUAUGUCUCGACUAUUGAGUCUGAUCAACAUUCGUCUGCGGAGAGACUUAUCUGCGUGCCGUGGAAUUGCUCGUCUUCCUCUGAGAUCCAUUAGCUGUACUCCAAGAAAACAAGCAGAAGAAAGUGACACAUCCACAGUUUUGGGAAAGCGAUGGAAGGACACUGCAGACACUGUGAUCAUAGGUGGUGGAUGUGUGGGGGUCAGUCUGGCCUACCACCUGGCCAAAGCUGGAAUGAAGGAUGUGGUGCUGCUGGAAAAGUCUGAGCUGACCGCUGGGUCCACCUGGCAUGCUGCUGGUUUGACAACAUAUUACCAUCCGGGCAUUAACCUCAAGCAGGUCCACUAUGACAGCAUCAAACUGUAUGAAACCCUGGAGGCUGAGACUGGACAGGCUGUGGGUUUUCACAACCCAGGCAGUGUCCGUAUCGCUUCAACGGCAGCUCGGGUGGAUGAGAUGAAGUACCAGAUGACCCGGACUCACUGGAAUGUGACAGAACAGUACUUUAUUGGACCAGAGAAAGUACAUGAACUUUUCCCACUUCUCAAUAUGGACAAGGUGUUGGCAGGCCUGUACACCCCAGGAGACGGUCACAUUGACCCUUACUCUCUGACGAUGGCUCUGGCUGCUGGGGCUCGUAUGUAUGGUGCCCAAAUCUACAACCCAGCCCCAGUGAGCGGCCUAAAACCAACCUCUGAUGGCAAAUGGGACGUUGAGACGCCUCACGGAACCAUCCGUGCAAAUCGCAUUGUUAAUUCAGCAGGUUUCUGGGCUAGAGAAGUAGGUGAGAUGAUUGGGUUCAAACACCCCACCAUCCCAGUGCAUCACCAGUAUGUAGUGACCGCCACGGUGCCAGAGGUGAAGGCUCUGAAGAAGGAGCUGGCUGUUAUCAGAGACCUGGAGGGCUCCUACUACCUACGCCAGGAGAGAGAUGGCCUGUUAUUUGGUCCCUAUGAGAAGAUGGAGAAGAUGGUGCUGCAGGACUCCUGGGUCACAGAUGGAGUGCCUCCAGGUUUCGGUAAAGAACUGUUUGAGUCAGACCUUGAUAGGAUAAUGGAGCACGUAGAGAUGGCUAUGGAGAUGGUCCCUGUGUUGAAGAAUGCUGACAUUAUCAACAUUGUGUCUGGACCGAUCACAUACACCCCUGACCUGCUGCCCAUGGUCGGACCACACCAUGGAGUUCGCAACUACUGGACUGCCAUUGGAUUUGGGUAUGGAGUCAUUCAUGCAGGUGGUAUCGGUAAGUUCCUGAGUCACUGGAUUAUGAAUGGUGAGCCUCCCUACGACCUGAUCGAGUGUGACCCCAACCGCUACGGCAAAUGGACAGAUGUGCCUUUCAUGUGUGCCAAAGCUAGAGAAUCAUAUGGCUUCAACAACGUAGUGGGUUACCCCAAGGAGGAGCGUUUUGAAGGCCGACCAACCAGCCGGAUGAGCGGGGUUUAUGAGCUGCUGAAGGGCAAAGGAUCCAUGGGCUUUCAUGCCGGCUGGGAGCAGCCUCACUGGUUCUACAAACCUGGAGAUGAUAUUGGAUACAAGCCCAGUUUCCGACGCACAAAUUGGUUCGGACCAGUUGGCAGAGAGUGCAAACUGGUGAUGGAAAAGGUGGGGGUGAUCGAUCUGACGCCUUUCGGCAAGUUCACAGUAAAGGGGAAGGACUCACACAAGCUGCUGGACCGCCUGUUUGCUAACACCAUGCCCAAGGUGGGCCACACUAAUAUCAGCCACAUGUUGACACCCACUGGGAGAGUCUUUGCAGAGGUCACAAUCACACAGCUGACACCAGGAGAGUUCCUGCUCAUCACAGGCUCAGGGUCAGAGCUUCAUGACCUCAGGUGGAUCGAGACAGAAGCUGUAAAUGGUGGAUAUGAUGUCGACAUCAGCAAUGUAACAGAUGACAUAGGAGUGCUGGGUAUCGCUGGACCGAACUCCCGUGAAGUUCUUCAGAAACUGACAAAUGAGGAUAUGAGUGAUGCUGGAUUCAAAUUUCUUCACUGCAAGUCAAUCCAGUUGGCUGGACUCCCUGUCCGGGCCAUCAGGAUCUCCUACACAGGUGAGCUUGGUUGGGAGCUUUACAUUGACCAGAAGAACAUGGCCCCCGUGUACCAGGCCAUCAUGGAAGCAGGAAAGGAUGAAGGCAUUGACAAUUUUGGGACCUAUGCCAUGGCCUCCCUCAGGCUGGAAAAGGGCUUUAGAGGCUGGGGAGCUGAGAUGAACUGUGAUACCAAUCCUCUGGAGGCUGGAUUGGAUUAUUUCAUCAAACUGAACAAGCCUGGAGACUUCAUUGGAAAAGCAGCUCUUCAGGAGAUCAAAGCCAAGGGUCUGAAGAGGAAGCUUUCCUACAUCACAGUGGAUACAGACGAUAUAGAUCCUGAAGGAAAUGAAACUAUCUGGUGCAACGGGAAGGUGGUCGGCAACACAACUUCCGGAGCCUACAGCUACACUGCCCAGCAGAGCCUGGCAUUCGCCUACCUGCCUGUGGAGCUGAGCUCUGUGGGCCAGAAGGUGGAGGUAGAGCUGCUGGGCAGAAAAUACCCCGCCAUGGUCAUCCAGGAGCCCUUAGUCCUCACUGAGCCCACAAGGACCCGCCUCCAGAAGAAAGCAAAGAGCAAGGCAUAAGGACAGACCUGUCAUCGGCCAGUGAAGAACUUUAACAAAAGAAUAAUUGAAGGAAUUUUGUGACUUGCGAUGAGGUCUGAGGCUUUAAUGAAGGAGAAAAAUUAUGUGAAAAAUGAAGUCUUAUGAUGUCCAUGUUCUGAACUGUAUGUGUCAAUCUGUCUCAGACUAUUCCAGGUCUGUCACAAAAUUUCCUCUUCCUCCUUGACAAAGAGGAAGUUGAAAUGAGAGGCUUACUGCAUAUAAAGUUUUGUUUUUGUUCAUUUUGACCACAAUGUCUUACAGUGUUAUAAAAGUAAUUGACUUUUUGUAAUUCCAUGACUGUGAAUGGAUGUCAAUGGUUUACAUUUCAGUAUCUGACCCUUUUGUGAGGAAUGUUUAAAGUAAUUAUUAUUUCCAGACAGGAAGGGUGAAAUAAAGGUGCUUUUCAUGUUUAGUUUUGAAUGUUUUUAAUUUUGGGGCUGUGACACAUGUAAAACAUAUAAACAAUAGCCAAAAAGAACAAUAGCCAAAAGUCAAAUCCUUUGAAAACCUGUAUAUUUUUUUAUAGAAAUCUGUUUUUUACUAAUACUGUAAGAAAUUAAUAUGAUGUACAUUAAUACCUCGAUAAUUAA